This is a messenger RNA of Suillus clintonianus, 789 nucleotides long. RefSeq lists its product as uncharacterized. The annotation marks the transcript as partial. The transcript has a single exon. The record is from RefSeq and is a predicted model, not a curated record. NCBI's taxonomy places the organism in Eukaryota, Fungi, Basidiomycota, Agaricomycetes, Boletales, Suillaceae.
UGGGUACAUACCGAUCAGGACACCUUUGGUUUGUUCCGUUCAUACUUGGGAGAUUUCCCGUCCUAUGAUCCUGAAAAUACCAUGUCGUUUGACGACAUUUGCGACUCUCGCACCUUCCAACCAGCUGAUGGUCCCAACAAGCAUACGCGACCCUGGUAUGCAGGCUUCGGCACUGCCAUUGAUGCUGUUCAUCGCACCUUCUUCGCACCUUUCCUCAAUGCUACGACUUUUCGGCUCAUGAGUUGGUUCUACAACUCAUCUACCGGUAGAUCUAUUGCCGACCUUGACCGCCUAGUGCAAGAGGUGAUGCUUGCUGAAGACUUUGAGCGCGAGGACUUGAGAGGAUUUUCCGCGUCUCGGGAGGCUAAGAGAAUGGAUCAAGCAGGCGAAGAUCCAAACUCGGGUCUGUUUACGUCUGACAGGUGGCAUGAGGCCUCUGUGAAGAUUAAGCUGCCUGCGGAGAAGGAGAAAUUUGCGUCAGAAGCAGAUGCCCCCGAAUUCGCAGUCGAAGGACUUUACUAUCGCAAGCCGCUCGAAGUUCUCAAAUCGGCUUACGAAGAGAUGUCCUCAAGGACGUUCCAUACCACUCCCUUCAAAGUCUUCUGGCACCCUGACGAACAUGAAUUCCCUGAACGAAUCAUCACCGAAGUCUAUACUGCUGACGCAAUGCUCCAGGAGCAUCAGCAAAUCAAGGCACAGCCUCGGGGGUGCAAUCUAGAGACGGUUGUUGCUGCUAUCAUGGUGUGGUCAGACUCGACACAUCUUGCGUCAUUCGGGCACGCUGCACUA